GGCCCGGCGGCCGCCAUGAUCGAGCAGCAGAAGCGGAAGGUCCCGGGCCCCGGGCCUGGCCCCGGCCCCGCGCCCGGCGCGCCCCCGGGCCCCGCCGCCCCUGGAGCCACCCCCGCGCCCGGCCCCGACCUCCCGCUCGUCCCCGUGCCCGCCAAACGGCCCCGCCAUGACCUGCCGGGGGCGCCGGGCACGGGCGGUGCAGGGGGGCAGCCGGCGGCCGGGGCUCUGCUGCAGGCGGGCCCCCCGCGCUGCUCCUCGCUGCAGGCCCCCAUCAUGCUGCUCUCAGGACACGAGGGGGAGGUUUACUGCUGCAAGUUCCACCCCAAUGGCAACACCCUGGCCUCAGCUGGCUUCGACAGGCUCAUCUUGCUCUGGAACGUCUACGGGGACUGUGACAACUUUGCCACCCUGAAGGGACACAGCGGGGCUGUCAUGGAGCUGCACUACAACACGGAUGGCAGCAUGCUCUUCUCAGCAUCCACGGACAAGACCGUGGCUGUGUGGGACAGCGAGACAGGGGAGAGGGUCAAGAGGCUCAAGGGCCACACGUCCUUUGUCAACUCCUGCUACCCUGCCCGGAGGGGACCCCAGCUCGUCUGCACCGGCAGCGACGAUGGCACUGUCAAGCUGUGGGACAUCAGGAAAAAAGCUGCUGUCCAGACAUUCCAGAACACCUACCAGGUCCUGGCUGUCACCUUCAAUGACACCAGUGACCAGAUCAUCUCUGGAGGCAUCGACAAUGACAUCAAGGUGUGGGACCUGCGGCAGAACAAGCUCACCUACACCAUGCGGGGCCACGCCGACUCGGUGACGGGCCUGAGCCUCAGCUCUGAGGGCUCCUACCUGCUCUCCAACGCCAUGGACAACACAGUUCGGAUCUGGGACGUGAGGCCCUUCGCCCCCAAGGAGAGAUGUGUGAAGAUUUUCCAGGGAAAUGUCCAUAAUUUUGAGAAGAACCUUCUGAGGUGCUCCUGGUCCCCAGAUGGCAGCAAAAUUGCAGGGGGCUCUGCUGACAGGUUUGUGUACGUGUGGGACACCACCUCCAGGAGGAUCCUGUACAAGCUGCCUGGCCAUGCUGGCUCUGUCAAUGAGCUGGCCUUCCACCCCGAGGAACCCAUCAUUCUGUCUGCAUCCAGUGACAAAAGGCUCUACAUGGGGGAGAUCCAGUGAUGCUGCAGGAUCUGUGCCUGGCUGUGCCCAGUGCAGGUGACAGAGCUCGGUGUCACAGCCCAGUGCAGGCUGUCCCCUCCCCUCAUCCCACUGGGCAGCUUUUUCCACCUCUCCUUUCUUGGGAGGCAGGAAAACUUGGAUUUCAAAGGAAUUUCGUUCUGGCUGUGCCACUGACAGUGAAACCCUUCUCCAGAUCCCUUGAAAUUGAGAACUUUUGGUUCAGUUCCACACGUGGCCUGUAUAUCCCUGUCCUGUUUCCUUUGGAGUGUUUUUUUAUACAGUUAAAACUGCAAUAAAUGGCUUUUUUUACACA
Messenger RNA from Zonotrichia leucophrys gambelii, 1483 nucleotides. RefSeq names its product small nuclear ribonucleoprotein U5 subunit 40 (gene SNRNP40). Gene Ontology annotation, cellular component: catalytic step 2 spliceosome. Gene Ontology annotation, molecular function: protein binding; RNA binding. Bases 16 to 1170 code for a protein of 384 amino acids. NCBI's taxonomy places the organism in Eukaryota, Metazoa, Chordata, Aves, Passeriformes, Passerellidae. The record is from RefSeq and is a predicted model, not a curated record. The transcript has 10 exons.